Messenger RNA from Auanema sp. JU1783, 1545 nucleotides. The record is from the annotation of a GenBank genome assembly. Lineage: Eukaryota; Metazoa; Nematoda; Chromadorea; Rhabditida; Rhabditidae.
AUGAAUUAUCUAUCCACCAGAUUUGUGAAGGCAUCUUCUAUUGCUGACACAGCUUUCGAUGGCAUUGUCCUAGUCACAAGUUGCGCUAAGCAGCUUUUGAACUACGAACAUACCCAGGGAUUAGCUGGAGUUGUACAUAACUUUGCUGAGGUUCACCAAAAUUUUAUUAACACCACGUCGCUUGUGCUUGUCGAUAAAAAUAUUGUUCCAUCAGGGAGAAUCAUCCUUUCCGGAACAGGAAAUGUCUCCAGAGAUUAUGAUGACGUUCGUCGUUUCCAGAACGCCGGCAAAGACGGAAUGAAACUGGCUCUCUCAGUCGGUAUGCGGUCCCCUCUCCUAAUCACAGUACCUUCUCAACGUUUUCCACAAGCUGAAUUAGUAACAGCAUUAGGUGCUUUGCUUCCUGCUUACACUCCACUGAAUGUUCGUGAAGAGACCUACACACAGAAGCUCGACUCAUUAGGUUUCCUUAGUCAUUCUAACACAUCUAGUCUUGUUGAUAUCAUAUCUGCCUAUGAGGCAGCAAUGACUGUUUGCAGAGAUAUCGGAGAACAAGGACCUGAACGUAUGGCUCCCCCGAGAGUAGCAGACUAUGUUAAGGAAGCAUUCUCUGGAGGAUCCGUGAAAGUUGAAAUUGAAGAUGAUCAAGAUGUUAUUCUCCGAGAGUAUCCUUUGAUGCAUGCUGUGAAUAGAUGCGCUAACACUGUACCUGAACAUAGGGCCAGACUCAUUCGCUUAGAGUAUAAUGGAGAGGGAGAAACCCAAGAUACUUUCUUCUUGGUCGGUAAGGGAGUUACUUUGGAUACCGGAGGAUGUGAUCUCAAGACUGGUGGACAUAUGUUUGGUAUGUGUCGCGAUAAGUAUGGAAGUGCUGUUCUCGCUGGAUUCUUCAAAGCUCUGGAAAUUUUGAAGCCCAAGAACAUCAAAGUCGUUGGCUACAUGUGUAUGGUUAGAAACAGUAUUGGAGCCCGCGCAUACACCUGUGAUGAAGUUAUCAAGGCUCGCAGUGGAAAACGCAUUCAUAUUUAUAACACUGACGCUGAAGGACGUAUUACCAUGUUAGACCCCCUAACCAAAGCUAGAGAAGAAGCUCUAUCAGCUGUAAAUCCCCAUCUGAUGACUUUGGCUACAUUAACUGGUCAUGAAAUCGUAUCCUAUGGAUACUAUGCCACAAUCAUGGAUAAUGGUCCAGCCAAAAACAGUGGAUGGUCUAAGAAAGUCCAAGAAACCGGUGAUGUUUAUGGUCAACCAAUCGAAAUUAGCAGACUUCACCCUGAGGAUUUCGCCUUCCAUCUCUCAGAAGGACCACAAGCUGAUUUAAGACAAGGAAAUACAAAGCCAAGUGUUCAAACUUUAAGAGGACAUCAAACGCCAGGAGCUUUCCUUAUCUUGGCUUCUCGUAUUGAUGAGCAUGGAACUGAUAGCUCUCAUCCUCUCAAGUUUUCUCAUAUCGAUAUGGGAGGAUGUGCUGGAGAUCACCCUGAGACCAGUAUGCCCAACCCUCUUAUCACCCUCAUCUCCAGUCUGGUUCUUCCUCGACAAUAA